Messenger RNA from Neogale vison (American mink), 2966 nucleotides. RefSeq names its product folylpolyglutamate synthase (gene FPGS). The record is from RefSeq and is a predicted model, not a curated record. Gene Ontology annotation, cellular component: mitochondrion; cytoplasm; cytosol. Bases 937 to 2472 code for a protein of 511 amino acids. Lineage: Eukaryota; Metazoa; Chordata; Mammalia; Carnivora; Mustelidae. Gene Ontology annotation, biological process: tetrahydrofolylpolyglutamate biosynthetic process. Gene Ontology annotation, molecular function: tetrahydrofolylpolyglutamate synthase activity; ATP binding. The transcript is spliced from 15 exons.
UUAGUGGGAAGGGGCGCCCAGUGAUAGGGGGUUCAGGGUCCCAACUAGCGGUUGGGGUGUCGGAGUUUCAGGAGUUCAGAUUUGAGAGAUCCAAGAGUUGGUAUCUGGGGUUGGAGUCUCCAGGAUUCAGGAGAUAGAGAUCCGAGUGCCUGGAAUUGGGGGCAGGCGGGAAUCAGGGGAUAUUGGUGAGGGGCAAGAAUCUGGAAAACAUAAAAUUUCCACCUGGCUCUGUUGUAGGGGUGGGUUUCCAUAGACCACACCUGUUGCCUAUCAGGCCGAUGACACAGUUGAAUGGGUGUGGGUCCUCCAGCCAGCUAUUGAGGCCCUUGGGGGAAAUAAAUACUCCCACUCUCACACCCAGACUCUCCUGAGGAGUGUCUGGUCAUUGGCUGGGUGACCCCGGGGAGACCCCUCUUCCUUGGAACGUCCUUCUCUUCCCCAUUUGGACGCUUUGAGCAGCUCUUUUUGGAGUCAGGCUGCGGAACCCCAUCCUCAGGGUUGGGCAUGGAAGCCUCCAGGGAUUUCUAGUUCGAAUUCCUCCAGAUCUAAAACCGCAACCUUCUGUGGUUCUCCUGCAGCCCCUCACAGCCCCCUCCCAAUUUAGGGCCCAGUAUAGCUGUGGAGGUCAUUGGGGGGAAUGAGGGCAAAGGCUCCAGUGUGGGAUUGAAGACUGGGAAGCCCAAACGGAACAGGGUGCAAGGCUUCUCCCGUUAGUCAUGUAACCUGCUUGCCUAACACUCCUGGGUGGGGCUGAACUGCCCCAGGCUCCCAUCUCUGCCAGAGCUGGGAAGAUGCCACUUCUCUCUCACCAGUGCCUAACCUCAACGCUGGGGCACCAGGGAUGCUGUGCGCACACUGAACACCCUGCAGACCAAUGCUGGCUACCUGGAGCAGGUGAAGCGCCAGCGGGGUGACCCUCAGACGCAGCUGGACACGAUGAAGCUGUACUUGGCCCGGAGUGGGCUGCAGGUGGAAGACUUGGACCAGCUGAACAUCAUUCACGUCACUGGGACCAAGGGGAAGGGUUCCACUUGUGCCUUCACUGAACGUAUUCUCCGCAGCUAUGGCCUGAAGACAGGAUUCUUUAGCUCUCCCCACCUGGUGCAGGUGCGGGAGCGGAUCCGCAUCAACGGGCGGCCCGUAAGCCCCGAGCUCUUCACCAAGCACUUCUGGCACCUCUACCACCGGCUGGAGGAGACCAAGGACAGCAGCAGCUGUGUCUCCAUGCCCGCCUACUUCCGCUUCCUCACACUCAUGGCCUUCCACAUCUUCCUCCAAGAGAAGGUGGACCUGGCGGUGAUGGAAGUGGGCAUUGGUGGCGCUUACGACUGUACCAACAUCAUUCGGAAGCCUGUUGUGUGUGGCAUCUCCUCUCUUGGCAUUGACCACACCAGCCUUCUGGGGGACACAGUGGAGGCGAUCGCAUGGCAGAAAGGGGGCAUCUUCAAGCGUGGCGUCCCUGCCUUCACGGUGCUCCAGCCUGACGGUCCCCUGGCAGUGCUGCGGGACCGUGCCCAGCAGAUCUCCUGUCCUCUCUACCUGUGCCCACCACUCGAAGCCCUGGAGGAAGGCGGGCCGCCGCUGACCCUGGGCCUGGAGGGAGAGCACCAGCGGUCCAACGCCGCCUUGGCCUUGCAGCUGGCUCGCUGCUGGCUGCAGCAGAAGGGCCACCAGGGCCUUGGAGAGCUGAAGAUGUCUCGACCCAGCGUCUUGCGGCAGAUGCCCCUGGCACCCGUGUUCCAGCCCACAUCCCACAUGCGACAUGGGCUUCGGGACACCGAGUGGCUGGGCCGGACGCAGACACUGCAGCGCGGGCCCCUCACCUGGUACCUGGACGGCGCGCACACCGUGAGCAGCGUGCAGGCCUGCGUGCGCUGGUUCCGCCAGGCGCUGCACCGCAGCCAGAGGCCGAACCGCGGCCGUGAGGUGCGCGUCUUGCUUUUCAACUCCACUGGGAACCGGGACUCGGAGGCCCUGCUGAAGCUGCUGCAGCCCUGUCAGUUUGACUAUGCCGUUUUCUGCCCUAACCUGACGGAGGUGUCAUCUGCUAGCAACGCAGACCAGCAGAACUUCAUGGUGACCCUGGACCAGGUGUUGCUCCGCUGCCUUGCACAUCAACAGCACUGGAGCCACCUGGAUGAGGAGCCGGCCAGCCCAGAUCUCUGGAGCUCCACCAGCCCGGAGCCUGGUGAUGAGCACACGUCCUUGCUGCUGGCUUCUCGCCCACACCACCCCCACAGCACCGGCUCCCUUGUCUUCAGCUGCAUCUCCCAUGCCCUGCAGUGGAUCAGCCAAGGCCGGGACCCUGUCUUUCAGCCACCCAGUCCCCCCCCAAGCCUCCUUGCUCACCCUGUGGCUGGCAGUGGGGCGGGCGUGCUCCGUGAGGCUGCCGCCAUCCAUGUACUAGUCACAGGCAGCCUGCACCUCGUGGGUGGCGUCCUGAAACUGCUGGACCCUUCCCUGUCCCAGUAGCCCAGGCAGUGGGGUUGGAAGUGGGGGUCUCCCACGCCUGCCCUGCAGCUCACCAUGAACUCUUGUUAGGUGCCUUUUGUCAUCUGCUUUUCUGAUGCUGUCCAGACUGGCCCGGGGUCCUGGGCUCUGGGCAGCAAGAUCCAGGGCUAGAAUGGGGAGGCCGAGAUGGGACAUCCUCUUGUCUGAGCCUAGGGUGCCUUGGGCCUCUCCCUCCUCCUGACCAAGACAGCCAGAGGGCUUCUUGGUUGUCCCACUGUCCUAGUAGGCCAAACUAUGCAGCCCCCCUCCCUCACUACCCUGCCUGCGUCCUGGCUCAGGCCCAGCUUACCGUGUGAGCUGCCUGGCCAGGCCUGGGGUCCUGCCGGGUGCUGGUUGAUAGAUUACCUCUUAGUGGCCUUCUGGGGAAGAGAGGGCUCCUGCCUGGGGCCCACCAGAGACCAAGGAUGGCUGGAGUCAAUUAAAGCCUUUAAGUUUUUCAAAAAGAAAUGGCAAAA